This is a messenger RNA of Cuscuta epithymum, 1669 nucleotides long. The record is from the annotation of a GenBank genome assembly. Lineage: Eukaryota; Viridiplantae; Streptophyta; Magnoliopsida; Solanales; Convolvulaceae.
CCGACAUGUGCAUGAAGAGUCACUUUAUAUUUUUGACUUUAAUUUGUCCGGGUCCCAAUGAUCCAGGAAAAAAGAUAGACAUUUAUCUCCAACCCCUUAUUGAGGAGAUGAAAGAACUUUGGGCCAUUGGAACACCAACUUAUGAUGUUUCAAGGGAUCAAAAUUUUAUCAUGAAAGCUGCCAUCAUUUGGACCAUUAACGACUUCCCUGCCUAUGGCAUGCUUUCGGGGUGGAGCACACACGGUCUUAUGGGAUGUCCGAUAUGCAUGGAGAAAUCAGGUGCAAAUUGACUAAUUUUUAGUAAAAAACCAAGUUACUUUGAUUGUCACCGCAAGUUUCUCCCGGAAAACCACCGAUAUCGAAAGGACAAAAAGUCUUUCAUUAGAGGUAGGGUGGUACGAGACACCCCACCCCCGAGAUUGACCGGGGAAACAAUUUUUAACCGGGUUCGAUGUAUUCCUACGGCUGUGCAAGAGCCAAAUAAGAUGCCAUAUGGGUUUUGUGAUACCCAUAAGUGGACAAAGAGGAGUAUAUUUUGGGAGUUACCAUAUUGGAAAGACCUUCUCAUUCGUCACAACAUAGAUGUCAUGCACACUGAGAAGAACAUGUUUGACAAUAUAUUUAACACAGUGAUGGAUUUCAAAGGCAAAACUAAAGACGGUCUUGCAUCUAGAAAAGAUAUGACUAUUUGGUGUGACAGACCCGAACUUUCUGUUGAUCUAGAAUAUACUGGUAACAAUAUUCCAAAAGCAGUCUACCAAGUCACAGAAGCACAAAAGGAAUCAAUAUUACAAUGGCUUGUGUCUCUGAAGUUUCCAGAUGGCUACUGCUCCAACUUGUCCAGAUGCGUGGACAUGAACAAACUUACAACGACGUCGAGCAUGAAAACUCACGAUGCUCAUGUAAUCAUGCAAAGACUUCUCCCAAUUGCACUGAAAGAGAUGCUUUCUGAACACGUAUGGUCCUGCAUUACUGAGAUCAGUUUGUUGUUUCAAACGAUAUAUAUAUGUUCCAGCGUUUUGGAUGCAGCAUCCCUCCGGAGACUAGAAGAGUCUGUUCCUAUACUGAUGUGUAAUUUGGAAAAGAUAAUGCCUCCAUCGUUUUUCGAUAGAAUGGAACAUCUUGUAAUACAUCUUCUGUAUGAGGCUUUGACUGCUGGCCCCGUCUUCUAUCGCUGGAUGUACAGAUUUGAAAGGUUUCUUGGAGAGUUGAAAAAGAAAGUGACCAACAAGGCACACGUUGAGGCUUCAAUUUGUCAAGCGUAUCUUCAACAAGAAAUCUCCACGUUCUCAUCUUUUUAUUUUGAGCGUGAAGUCAUCACUAGAAGAAAGAGACCUGCCCGGAACGAUGACAUUGGCGAGGAUUUAUACAAAAAUGUAGUUUCCAUUUUCAAUUACCCAGGUAGAGGUAAAGGAGCUGCGACACACCAAUACGUCGUGGGCGGAGAAUUACAAAUUGCGUAUACUUAUAUCCUCAUGAAUUGUUUAGAAAUCUUACCGUUUUAUCAGUAAGUUAAAUUUCUAUAUAUAAUUGUAAUAUAUAUACAAUUAUAUCAGCUAGUUGAUUUAUAAUAUUUUCAUGUUUGACUUCACAGUGAAUUUAGAGCGGAGCUCUCAGCAUUCCCUGAUAAUGAAAUUGAUGCAAUGGUGGACUCUGAUUUUGUGCUGUG